Sardina pilchardus (European sardine) is the source of this 2522-nucleotide messenger RNA. RefSeq names its product limb and neural patterns a (gene lnpka). The transcript is spliced from 13 exons. The record is from RefSeq and is a predicted model, not a curated record. Gene Ontology annotation, biological process: endoplasmic reticulum tubular network organization. Lineage: Eukaryota; Metazoa; Chordata; Actinopteri; Clupeiformes; Clupeidae. The coding region runs from base 398 to 1663 and encodes 421 amino acids. Gene Ontology annotation, cellular component: endoplasmic reticulum tubular network.
CCAGUGUACCGUUAGCUUUAGCUCGCCAGUUUGCAGCAAGUAGGAAGGGCUUGGAUGUAGCGUUCGGUUGCAAGUUGUGUUGUUGUCAGUAUAGCUAGUAACCUUUCAAUUAUGCACCCAACUUAAAUGUAACACUAGUGAACUGGACUUAUUCAAAACCUAAGCUGCAUCUAGGUUGUUUGAUGGCCAAUUAAUCACUGACGGUGAGCUUUUCCAGUAGGUCAGCAGUGCCCUUUGCUAACACGUCAGCUAGCGAAGCCAUCUACAGCAAUAACGUUAGAAGACGGAGGCGAGUUGUGGGAAAAUGUACUGUUUAUUGCACCGAAGUGUAGAGACUUUCCAUUCUGGGACUGCUGAGGCUCAAAGGAGGGUCUGACUGCACUGGGUCUGAGAGGAGAUGGGAGCUAUAGUAUCCCGGUGGAGGGCUAAGCCCACCACUGUUGAAGUGUUAGAAGGCAUUGAUAAGGACAUACAGGCCUAUGAAGAAUACAGUGAAAAGAAUCAGAGACAGUUGAAGAUAUGGGUGACAAGGCUCCUCUUCUACUCAGUCCUCCUCUACCUCAUCAGCUGUGUUGUUGUUUAUGUGUGGUACCUCCCAGAGCAGAUGAUUGGAAGGCUCAUCCUGGCACUGCCAUUUCUAGUGUUUCCAAUAUUAAUAUGGCUCCUGAGGAAACUCAUGAUCGCUUUGUUUUCUAAAAGAUCAGAACGAAAUAAUGAGAAAUUAGAAGACCUUAAAUCACAAAAAAGAAAAAUUCUUGAACAGGUGAUGGAAACAGAAACCUACAAAAAUGCUAAACUCAUUCUGGAAAGGUUCGAUCCGGACUCAAAGAAAAAGCAUGAGAUGGAAUCUACGCCGCAUGGGCCACCUAUGACCCCUCGACCAGGCCAAGAGCUCCGCCAGAGAAUUGUCACUCCACGUCCAAUGCCUAUGGUGGCCCCCAGUCCUGGCCCCGCACGCCUUCCCCCCAUUGUACCAGCCACUAAAUCCUCCAGCACACCCCACCACACGGCUCCUGGCGGCCCCCCAGAGAGGACCCUGGCUGCUGCGGCCGCCCAGCAGACCUUCAUCAGAAGACCCAUGACCCCUGGAACUCCAGUGCCUGGCAUGGGCAUGCACCCCCCUGGUCCACCCCUUGCCAGACCUGUUCUCCCCCGAGAGAGGGGUGCCAUGGACAGGGUCAUUGAGUACUUUGUUGGGGAUGGUCCACAGAACAGAUAUGCCCUUAUAUGCCAGCAGUGCCUUUCGCAUAACGGCAUGGCAUUAAAAGAGGAAUUUGAAUACAUCGCGUUCCGUUGUGCCUACUGCUAUUUCUUGAACCCGGCGAGGAAGACGCGUCCUCAGGCCCCACGCCUGCUCGAGCCCAGCGCUGAGAGGAGGAUGAUCGCUGACCCCGCCGCCAACGCACCUGCAGCCCCCGCCGCCGAACCUGACCCCACCCCCGCCACCACAGAGGAGAGCGAGACUGCCGCAGCCGAGUGUGAGGUCCCGGAGUCGGAGAAGCAGGAGUCCGCUCCCGAGGAGACCGUCACUGAGGAGUCCGCUCCCAAGGAGUCGGCCACGGAGGAGCCCGCCACAGACACUCCCCAAAGCCCAGAGCCAAAAGAUCCCCAGUCAGACAAGUCAGAUGAGGAGCAUGAUGUGUCUGCCAUGGAGGUGGAGUGAAGAGGACGUCUACGAGCCGGAUGAAUUUCACGUUGUGUUUGCGUAUGAGGAAUGCCCAGUCCCAAGCAUUUUGCCCGCUCCCUAUUUUGGUGUAGUUGAGUUUUGUUUAAUUCAUUUCUCUUUUUGUUAUUUUCUCUUUUACGCUCUUAAUAAUGGAUCAUCAAUGCUGUAUGUGAUGCAGAAAGCGGUCACAAAUUCUGGAAAUGCCAACGGAAGAAUGAAAAAAGGGAUUGUAUGUAAAUAUUCAGAAAUAUUAGAGAUGGUGUUCAUGAGAAUAAAGUCUGUAUGAAUUAGUUCAAGUAGCCAAGCCCUCAGCUUCUAUACUGUUAUACACCUCUUCUGUUUUCACUGGAGUAGAAUUAACUAACCCUGGCAAGGACUGGCCUAAGUUUGUUCACAUUCAGUAGGAAUAAGCACAGUUUUAGCAAUGAGUGAGUUUUUUUUUCCUGUUGUCUGAAAGAGAAAAACACUGUUGUGUUUCAUGUUUGAAUGUAUUUUCUGUGUGCUAGUUUUCAUACAAUAAUGAAAUAUACAAUUUCUGAUGUACUGAUGAAUAUUUAUAAUAUUUAUACAAAAUAUUUAGGUCUCUGGUACAGUGCCUUUCAUGGAAAGUAUUGAGUUGGUCUUUGAUAGUCACCAACCACAUGUUUACAGAUCUGGUACACUCAUAGGAAUGUUAAGGGGUUAUUUAUUUCAUCCAAGGAAGCUGUCCACAAAAUAGUAAACCUUAGUGCCUUUAUACUUUGCAUUUGUCGAGAUAAAGAAAUAUAUGCGAAGUGUGUUAUUUUUUUCAAACUGUAGCCAAUACACUCAUGAAGAGAUAAAUGCCAUGGAUUGUCAAUAAAGUAUUUUUAAAGAG